This is a messenger RNA of Necator americanus (New World hookworm), 2265 nucleotides long. RefSeq lists its product as uncharacterized. Lineage: Eukaryota; Metazoa; Nematoda; Chromadorea; Rhabditida; Ancylostomatidae. Gene Ontology annotation, cellular component: guanylate cyclase complex, soluble. The record is from RefSeq and is a predicted model, not a curated record. The transcript has 22 exons. Gene Ontology annotation, biological process: cGMP biosynthetic process; response to oxygen levels. The coding region runs from base 1 to 2265 and encodes 754 amino acids. Gene Ontology annotation, molecular function: heme binding; guanylate cyclase activity.
AUGAUCGGAGCUGAUAAGAAAGAAAGAGCGCUCGGUCUGAAGGAGAUGAAUCAUCUCGCGGGGUUUUACGAAGCAGCUUAUCACGAAAUGGACAAUGUCGGGGUCUCGGUGGUACAACAUACAGCUUGGGGUGUAGCUUAUGAGUAUAAGCGUGGGCCCGCUCAAAUUCUCCCUAUCAUCAUGAAGAACGGGCGUGGAAUGACAUUUCCUACCAAUUCAACUGCUUUCAACAUCAUUUGCUUUCAGUUCGGUUUCAUUCAUGAGAGUAUUCGUCAGCUCAUGCUAAGGAAAUACGGCGAUGAACUCUGGCAGGAAGUGUUGACCCGAGCUGGAUUUGAGAAUGGCAAGGAGAAUGUCGUCAAUUACUAUUAUUCUGAUUCGGAUACUUAUUCGUUGGUGGAUAGCGUAGCUGUAAUAACAAAAAUGACACGUGAACAAGUAUGGGAAAUGUAUGGCUCUUUCCUAAUUGAAUACACCAUGGAAAUUGGAUGGGAUGAGCUUAUCCGAAGUAUGAGCCCAAAUUUAAAGGGGUUUCUCGAUAAUCUUGACUCCCUUCACUACUUCAUAGAUCAUGUUGUAUAUAAGGCAAAUCUUCGAGGACCUUCCUUCCGUUGUGAGGAAAAUGCGGAUGGAUCCAUAACGUUGCACUAUUUCACAGGUCGUCCAGGAUUGUAUCCGAUUGUAAGAGGAGUUCUACGCGAAGUAGCAAAACGUGUAUUCAACAUCGAUAUUUCUUUGAAUAUUACGGGCAGAACACAGAGAAGCGUACAGAUGGCUACAGGUGAAAGAGUAGAGGAACACGUGAUUUUUGUGGUCAAGACAGUCGAUCAGGGCCGAGAUAGCAGCAGUGACGCAUCAACUGCUGAGCCGUUCUCUACAUCAGAUAACUCAGAUCAAUCUCUGAAGAUGAACGCAACAGAUUUUUGUGCUGCAUUACCAUACCAUAUAAUUAUGGACGAACAUUGCCGUCUAAUCCAGGCCGGGAAAGAACUUAUAAAUCAUGUUCCUGCAGAGCUUCUAUCUGUUGGUACACCAAUCAUGCGCAUUUUCGAAGUGAAUAGACCGCAAAUCCCAUUCGACUUCGACAACAUUUGCAAUUUUAUCAACGCCGUAUUCGUGCUCCAAGUGAAAACAUCUCCAACAGAUAUGAAGAAACAAAUUGAUGAGGAGAACGGAGAUGGCUCAACGGCCAGCGCCACAUAUCAUCAUGGACAUCAUUUGAAGUUGAAAGGGCAGAUGAUGCUACUAUCUGAUAAUAAAAGUUUGAUCUACAUCUGUUCACCCUAUGUCACUUCGAUUCAAGAACUGAUGCAAUUCGGGAUGCGUUUGACGGCUAUGCCCCUACAUGACGCUACAAGAGACCUUAUUCUUCUCAAUCAGCAACGUCUUACAGACGUUGAAGUGAAUCUCCAACUUGAAGCGAACAAUGAACAGUUGGAGACAAUGGCGAAGGAUCUCGAAGCGGAGAAGGGCAAGAUGGAUGUGAUCCUCAGAGACAUAAUGCCGAUGUCAAUCGCUAAUCAAUUAAUGAACGGAGAAGUUAUUGAAGCUUGUGAAUACGAUCAGGCGACUGUAAUGUUCUCAGACGUACCGAAUUUCCAAUCAAUACUACCGUAUUCAAAGCCAAAAGAUAUCGUACAGAUGCUCAACGAUCUGUUCCAUCGUUUUGAUCGAUUGGUAGUCAUGCAUAAGGUUUAUAAAGUGGAAACUGUUGGGGACAGUUACAUGACGGUUGGAGGGAUUCCAGAACAACUCCCAGAACAUGCCGAAAUGAUCUGUCAUGUUGCAAUCGGAAUGUUGUGGGAAACACGAUCUGUGAUUGAACCAGUCACCAAAAAAUCUGUACAAGUCCGUAUCGGUAUUCAUUCCGGACCACUGGUAACUGGAGUUGUAGCAGUAAAAAUGCCCAGAUAUUGUUUAUUUGGCGACACGGUCAGCAUGGCGUCAAGUAUGGAAUUACAUGGUUUGCCAGGAAAAAUACAUUGUAGCGAAAAGUCCUACAAAUACGCUAUGCAAACAGGACGAUUCGAGUUCACGAGCCGAGGAAGAAUAAACAUCAAAGGGAAGGGAGAAGUGGAAACAUACUUUCUGAUCCGAAGCACCAAGAAAAGUGUAUGGGAAAUAGUGGAUCGAGAGCGAGAUGUUCACAAGAACACCAUUGAUGGAUAUGAAGAGCUGGCAACGGGCCUGAAGUACGCUGAGCACCAAAAUUCUGUCGUUCAUCCAGUAGCGACGCAAACGACGAAGACGUGCACUAUUUCAUAA